Molecule: messenger RNA, 777 nt
Organism: Pyricularia grisea
Lineage: Eukaryota; Fungi; Ascomycota; Sordariomycetes; Magnaporthales; Pyriculariaceae
Exons: 1
Coding region: 1-777 (258 amino acids)
Source: RefSeq, a predicted model, not a curated record
AUGCGCUUCACCGGAGCCCUGCCUGCCGCCGCUGCCAUCCUAGCACUUGUCUCGGAUGGCGCAUUGGCGACUCCAAACGGGGGUGGCAAGCCGGCCAGGGUCGACCCCAAUGCUCAGGGUGCGUCCGUCCAGGGCGGGUCUCCCAGGGCCGGGUCCCCCAGGGCCGGGUCCCCCAGGGCCGGAUCCUCCGGAGUUGGGUCCUCCGCAGCCGCCAGAGUGAAAGAUGUGAAAGACUACAUGCCCCGUCGUCCGACAACAGAUAAACAGUUGCUCGACAGGUAUAAAAAAGACAUGCUUGUUCCACUCCCGCCGGGCAACAUACAGCUCCCGGCCGGCGUGGACCCGAACAAGGUGCCAGGGCCCAAGUCAAGGUCCGCGCCCGAUUUCAAUCUUGACGAGACUCCGUGCAAGAUUUGGAUCGACCUUCCCACAAAUCCGCUCGGAGGGAAUGGGAGAGACUAUGCAGAGGGAUACGUAGCGCCUGGAGGUUUUGCUCGCUUUGGCGAUUUCAUUUGUCAAGCUUCCAAAACGUGCAUAAAGCCUACCUGCUUUGAAAUGCCGUAUGGAUUCAGAUAUGGUGCUCACCACAUGAAGUAUGAAUUCGAUUUGUCGUUCCAACAGGGCCGGAUAAGCGUGGAAGAGGCAGAAGUCAAUUUACGGAAGUUAAAGGAAUAUCAAGAACAGGACGCGAAGAAGAGACGCGAAUGGGAAGCGGCAAACCCCCCACCACCCACUCCACCAUAUAAUUUUUUUACUUCUCCUUCUUGGAAACAUUGA